GGGCAAAGGCCCUGGGUUCAAUCACCAGUACUGCAAAAAUAAAGGAAAACAACCGUGGUGGCAGGGAGCUCUGGUUUUAUUAUCUGUGUGCUGGUCCUUGCCUGUUAGGGUGUCGCAGCGGCGGUGCACUGGGUAGUGGUCCCCCAGGCCAUCCCACCACCUGGCUAACUGUGGUUGGCCUUCCUCAAGGGGAGGCAGCGGGGGACAGGCAGCACCCUCCGAUUCCUUGUGUGCCUCUCUCUUCUGAGACUGGAGGUCUCUCCACGGACACUCCGUGGCCAGCACCCAGCCGGCCCCAAGUGCACAGAGUGCUUGCUGCACGAAUUAGUCCAAUCAAGUCAGAGUGCUUCUUUAUCAUCUCUGGGCCAGAUCGACCCGGGUCACUGGGUCUCAGAUAAAUACUGACAAUGUGGCGUUUGUGUAGUUCACUGUUGGGGACAGGACCCCCUUUCUGAAUCAGCUGGGAAGGCCCUGCCCUCCCCUGUUCCCCACGUGGACCCUUUUGGGUUUGGUGACCCCCUGCCAGGCUGCCCCUCCAGCCUCCGUCUACACAGGGUGGAGCCCCAAGCUGGCUUUCCUGGGCAGGGCCCAGCAGUUCCUGGAGCGUGGGGCUGUUUGGGUACAAACAUUUCCCUGAAUUGUCCUGCCUCCCAAGGCGGCCAGGAGCGAUGUUUUCUCUCCUCACCCCAAAGAGGACCAGUCUUUGAGGCCGUGGGUGGGGGUUGGGAGGUCACCCUGGGGCCCUGGGGCCACAGAAGGACAGAGGGGGGCACAGCUGGGCAGGCUGGGGGUCAGCUGUAGACAUGAGUUGGCCUGGGAAUUAGAGUUCAGCAAAGAGCAGGGCUGGACGUUCUGGGGGUUUGAGGGGCCGGGAACCCUCCUUGGUGGCCUAAAGGAUACAGGGCCGGCCUCCCGCUCAGCAGAGGAAGCUUGUCCCUCCUCUGAGGCUCCUUCCUGCUGACACCUUUCUGAGGACAGUGGCUGCAGAGAUGGGGUCUCCUAGAGGUUGAGAGAGACGUCCACCCUCCCGCCUCAGCCUCCUGAGAGCAGGGAUUAUGGGGCGCGCCACCAUCCCCAGCUAACCUUGUGCUUAACGCCAAGUCACCCAGCAGAGGUGGUGGCUGUGGGUAAAAUGUUUCUUUUUAUGUGGAGUGUUCGGGAGUGAAUGGUGCUGACCACGUGACGUUGCUGGUGUCAAGCUAGCACAGUGAUGGGGCCACACGAUUUGUCCUCUCCUCCUAGGCCCCCAAGGGAGCUGGGACAAGCAUAUUAAACUGACCUUGUGUGCCUCGAUAAGUUGUUCUGGAAACACAAGCCACAGUUAGGUCACCUGUGACCAGUGCUGGGCGAGACCCAGGCAGCUGGGAAGCUGUCCAGCGGCUCUGCAGUUCUGGAAUGGGCGACCCGGCUUCAGGAGGGAUCCGAUUCCAAGAGGAGUUUGCUGGGUUGAGUCAACAAGACUCAGAACAUGCCAGGCGCUCACCCUGCAGCUUCCUGUCACCUCCCCACAGCUGGUGUCCUGGACCCCACGGGCAGGCUCAGCUCCGUGUCAGGCUCUGCAUCCUGGCCCAGCCCGCCAUGCUCCUGAGGGCUUGGGUACCCUGUGGGCAAGAAGGAAGAAUCCUCCUCGAGGUUGGGGCUAGGACCACGCCUCCUCGAAGCACAGACACCAGCUGUCCCUUCGUUCAGCGAGGCAGUGCUUCCACUGACAUCCGCGGAGCUGCCCGUGGCUGCAGGCUAAGUCUCAGUUCUCCAACUUGCACAGAUUUCCCCGGAGGACUUGUUUCGACAGGUUACCUGCCCAGCCCUGGAGUUCCUGACCCAAGUGGAGAUGCCUGUGAGGGGCCGAAGCAGCCAUGCACGGCGGGAACACAGGAUGGAUGGUCUGGAGUGGGCAUCUUUGUUAUCUGUGGGGCAGGUCCUGGGAGAGCUGUGGCAAGUCAGGUGAGAAAACUGAGCCCUGCACAGAACCAGUGCUACCUUCGGCCAGCAGAGGGGAGCCUACACACCAGGGCUUUGUGCCUCUUUGUCUGCCAGCGGUCUUCCCAAAUCUGUUACGCGCUCCAAGGACCCCCAGCACAGGUGUCACUGUCCCUGUUUUCCAGAUUCUGCACACUGGCCUCAGAGAGGUUGAGAGUUGUGAGGGGACCCCCACCCCAGCCUGCCUCCCUGUGUGCAGAGCCCGUGCCUGGCUGCCUGAUUGCUCAUUCCUAAACCAUCCAUCCAGGGCCGGAUGUCCCCACGACAUGGUGGCCUCCUGUGACAGCUGCUUCUUGUUGUCCUGUGCCUGCUGAUGACCCAGCCCUGGGUACUUCACUGCCCUCCACUGCUUCUCCAGGGGCCGCCCGCCCCGCCCUGUGGUCCACAGCUGUUUCUUCACAGAGCUGCACCCCACCUGGCCAGUCCCCCGCUGCCCAGCCUCCUGCCCACCAGCUUCCCCGCCCCUCCCAAGCGCCUCGUUCUCAUCCCACCCCUGCUGGUGACCCCCCCCCAUCCCAGACUCUCAGUUUUCAGUCCUCUUCUGGGUCACCUCUGUGUCCCAAGGCUUGACAUCAAACGUGCUGAGCCCAGAUCGCCAGCCGGAUCCUCACCAGGGCUCAGAACAGCUGUACAAAGCCAGCGUGAGGCACCCACGCUCAGGCCCAAGGCUCCGCUCUCUGCUGCCCCUUCUGGUGCUGACCCAAGUGUCCACGGCGUCCUGAGACUGCUCCUGCUCCCUCAUCCCCUCCUUAUCCCCAAAGUUUACCAAGGCCCAUCCUUGAGACUCCCUGGCUUCACUCUCUCUGCUGCCAUUGCCUUUUCCCUUUGCUCAUUUGUUUUUGCAGGGCCAGGGAUGGAACCCAGGGCCUCCAGCACUCCAGCGAUGGCUCCUCCCCUGAGCGCCACCCCGGCCCAGCGCCUUCCUUCUGGCCUUCCUUCUGAAUCUGUCCUCUUCGGCCUGGAUCACUGCGACAUCCACCUCAGCAGCUCUUGUGUUCUGUCCUCAGCUCCUCCACCUGGCCGUCCACUGGGAUCCAGGAUCCCCAGGGAACUCCUUUAAUGCCAACCUCACCCUGCCAUUCCCCAGCUCAGUGCCCUGCCCUGGCUCCCUACUACCCACCAGGGCUGGCCUUGACCGCCUUUCCAGCCCAACACCCCCACCUUAUGUUCCACCCGCCCUUCCCCUGGCCCGGAUGGUGUUCCCCUCUCCUUUCUCCCCACUGUCUGCCCAGCUCAGCAGUUCCCCCCUUGGGGAAGACCUCCAGGGCCCUUCCUGUGCCCCUACCACCUAGGGUGCUUACCUCACUGCAACGGUGCCACCCUACUGUGGCCCCGCUGGGCUGGGGACUCAGAGCUGGCUGUGCCCCAUUCCCUAGCUCUCUGCGGGUCUUGUCCCCUCUCUCAGGACCCCAAGCUGGGGUGGCUGUACUGGGCCCCGCACGCCUGAGUUCAGAACACAUUUCUGCAGGCCUGACGGCUGGUGGGUGUGGAAACUUGGUGUCCUCCAGGAUUUCUGACCUCAUGAGAGAGGGCAGGGAGCAUGCAGGCCUGGGAGCCAGAAGGGCUGGCAGCCGGGGAUGGGAGGAGUGGAACCAGGGCAUCAGACACCUGUGCCCGUGGCUGGCACUCGCUUCAUCUCUGGAGACAACAGGGUCUUGGGGCCAAGGAAGGGAGCGUGAGACCAGCUUUGCCACUCUUUGCUAGGCCUGGCCUGGAAGCCCAGGCCAAGAGACCAGGGGGCGAGGGAGCCAGCAGAAAGAUGGGUUUGUGCAACAGCGUUCAAUAUGUUUGCAAUAAAGGGAAAAUGGAAAAAAUGUUAAUUUAAUUUUGACAGUGCCCUGGGGAUGAUGCUCAUGGCUCUGAGCGCUCCAACUGCCACCCAGCCAGCCCUGCUCAGGAGGCUCCAGGGAGAGAGGGAAUGCAGGGGCAAGGGUGAGGUGCUCCAAGGCCCUGUCCCAGAAUGUCCCCCACAUCCUGUCACUGUGGCCAGUGCCCUGUCCACGAAGCAGGACAUCCACCAGGGAAGGGGGACCUGUCGGCUCUUGGCUUUGUCUCCUAUGGCAGGACCCGGAAGAGGCCCUGUGCUGGGAGGUGCCUGCCUCCCCUGGGCCCGGAGGCCUGGAAUCGGGCAUUGCACCAAGUUCUUAGGAUCUCUGUGUCAGUCCCAGAGCCUGGCGACCGGGGUGCAGUGAGAACCCGGACACCAGGGACCAGUGCAACUCUUCAGCAGCUGCAGCCCUUGGGGAAUCAAUGCCCUG
Molecule: messenger RNA, 4238 nt
Organism: Heterocephalus glaber (naked mole-rat)
Lineage: Eukaryota; Metazoa; Chordata; Mammalia; Rodentia; Bathyergidae
Source: RefSeq, a predicted model, not a curated record